This is a messenger RNA of Serendipita indica DSM 11827, 1671 nucleotides long. Lineage: Eukaryota; Fungi; Basidiomycota; Agaricomycetes; Sebacinales; Serendipitaceae. The record is from the annotation of a GenBank genome assembly.
AUGCUAGUACAAAAGGGUGAAUCGACAGCAGAUAAAGUAACAGAGUGGCCGCUGCAAGCAAAACCGUUUGAGGCCAUCAUCUCCGAGGGGCAAGAACAAGCCCUACCAGGUGGCACUCAGAGUGGCAACGCAGUGGGAGGCGGUGAGUUAAUUUCUACCACCCCUGCAGCGGUUGCCCGGAGCGAGGCAAAAACGGCGAAUAUAUAUUCUCCGGGAGAACCUGGAGAGAACUCUAAUGUCAUGGAAGUCACGCUAGUUCCAGAAGAAGGCACCGGGGCGAUGUCAGAACAGGAAACGGCGUUUAUGGACAAUGUCUGGGAGCAAAGAAUCUCGCUCAUGACCGACAUUGAAGAACUCCUUUCAAAGCGUGACGAUAUCAACAAACUGAUCAAGAAUAUCUCGACUGUAUCUCUCCUCCGUCGAUCUCUCCCUAGUUCCGCGACGGUGAGCACAUCCGAGUCCUUGCCCGCGAACUCGAAGCUCGUCGGUCGAUUGGAAGCGGAAAAGGCAAAACUCGACUCCCAGGUUGACUAUCUUGUGGGACGGUUGGUGGACUAUGAAAUGUCACUCGAAGCUACGGUUCAAAAGUUUGAUGGAGGGGUGACUGUAGAGCAGAAAGAAACCCUUCGAGUCGCCCGUCGUAGUCUCGAAGAGCUUGGCGUUCUUCUCGACUCAAAGGAUCCCCAUGGAGUCGAAGGCGACGCAACACCAAAGCCGCCGCAUACGGGCCCUGAAAAGGGACAGUCGAUCACUCGAGACGGGAAGAAGCAGUUGAAAACAAAGUGGAAACCCGAGGCGAUGGCUGAACUUGAAGAAUGGGCUUCUUCUUUGAGUGCAUCUUUGGAGGAUCUUGAAUUUGGGUUCGAUACGCCAGACUUUCAGGCGAUACUUGCAAGAAAAAUGACCAAGUUGUACAAAGAAGGGAGACUCGGGGGAUACAACAGGAGGAGCGCGAGCGUCGGCUACGGUGGGAUGAGCGGGGAGAAUGAGGGCGAGUUGAGAGAGAUCGACGAGAGGUCAAAAGAGGCACAAUCAUGGGAUGGAACAAUGAGUAGCGAGCUGGAGGAGAUGAAAGCCGUCGUCUUUGGUCUACGAGAGGCGACACAGAAGGGAAGGAGAGCGGUCGAAGAGGAAACCGAACGAUUGUCAGUCGCAAAAGCGCGUCUUAUUCAGGCAAAAGAGCAAUUGGCUCAACUUGAAGCGACUAUCGCUCAGCAAAGCGCGGAGACCGAUGCAUCAGAGGAAGACCACGUGUCCACUCUAGCUUCGUCAGUACUCAAAGAAGUUGAGAAAUCGAUCACACAAGAGUGGGAAUCCCUCUUGCAAGACGACCGUCGCCGACUAGAGGACGAGAUCAAGGAACGGUCUGCAGAAUUGCGAGCGACGCUUCAGCAAGCACACGAAGAAGAGAUGACAGCAUGGCCAUCCGAGGAACGUCAGAUAAUCGAGGAGAUUGGGGUGGCGCUCCAGCCUGUGCUCAAAUGGCAGAACACGGUCGCGAAAUAUAUCAACCAGCACUCCUCCAACUCAUCCGAGAGUCGAGGUAAUGCGGGAAACAUAUUCGGUGGGAGAGCGGGAGUGAUGGACCCUCCGCCCACUGCUGUCACGUCGACUUUGAGCCCGACAUUGGGGCCGAGUAGGGUGGGCGGACAACCUCCAUCUCGUCCGUGA